Ochlerotatus camptorhynchus is the source of this 3493-nucleotide messenger RNA. RefSeq names its product Hormone receptor 3 (gene Hr3). The record is from RefSeq and is a predicted model, not a curated record. Gene Ontology annotation, molecular function: nuclear receptor activity; RNA polymerase II cis-regulatory region sequence-specific DNA binding; zinc ion binding. Gene Ontology annotation, cellular component: nucleus. Gene Ontology annotation, biological process: regulation of transcription by RNA polymerase II. Lineage: Eukaryota; Metazoa; Arthropoda; Insecta; Diptera; Culicidae. The transcript is spliced from 11 exons. Bases 460 to 3489 code for a protein of 1009 amino acids.
AAGUGCACUCUGCCCACCGCCACCGAUCAGGGAGGGUGUCAGUGUAAGAGGUGAAGAUAAGAAGAAAAAUCCAUACAGAGAAGAUCGCCGGUUCUGGCAAGUUUCUUCGAGGGAAGUGCAACAAAUCACCGGUGAGUGGAACGACUCGUCAAGUGCAUCUGAACCCCCUCGUCGGGUCGCGUGUUUCAAGGCUUUACGAUCGACUAGUCGACACUAUUCUUCCGCCGGGAGUCAUCAGAGGAUCAGUUAAGAUGACUGUGGAAUGCAUUGAGGAUUUGUAUCCCACCUAAUCCCGGUUGCGUAGGAAAGGACAGUGUACGUGUGGAAGUGACCAUUGACAAAGCGAUUUUAUUUUAAGGAAGAACAAGAUUUUGCAAUUUUGGUGCGGUGUGCGUGAGACUGCGGGAAGAACCGUGGGUGAGUGCACGUGUGUGCGAACUGCUGAGCGAUCUACAAGUAAUGGAUAGCGAAUUUACCGAGUUCUUCAACCAGACCUGGAAUAGUAAAUUUCAAGGCAGUAGAGCUGGACUCAAUGGCGAUGGGAGCGGCGAUUCGGAGGAUGGAGGAGGGGGAGGCGGAGCAGGAGCGGCCGGUAGUGGUCUCACUAUAUUUGGCGGAGCUUCCGCAGCAGCUAUGGCUGCUGCUCCGAAGCUUUCAUCGAGAUUGACUCAACCACCUCCUCAGCACCAACAGCAACAGCAACAGCAACAGCAGCAACAACAACAAUUACAACAACAACAACAGAAUCCUCUUGCAAGCUGCAACAACUCCUCCGGUGGCAUUCAAAGUAGCAGGAAUGAUAAUCUGCUCUCGGACACCCGGCAUUUCCUGAACGAAAUAGCCAACAGUCAUAAGAGUCUGCAACAGCUUCACCAGCAACAUAAUCAAAACAAUAGAAACCUAUUUACAACAUCAACAGCAACAACCGCAAGCAUAGCAGCUGCCGCAACGACUGAAUUACGUGAUACAAAUCUAGGGCCUUUAAGAAAUACCAGUAGUAGCAGUAGUAGUACCAACACUAGUAGCAGUAACAGUAGUAAUAGUGUCAAAAAUAGUCAUAGCUUUACUCGUGAUACCAGAGAGUUUCCCAAGCUCAGCCAUAGACUGAUGCAACCGCUGAACGAUGGCGGCGGAACGUCCUUCGCCGGCAGUAACAAUAACAACAACAACAGUAACAACCGCCAACAGUCGACGAGCACGAUGAUGAACCAGCAGGACUUCAAUGCAUUCUGUUCAUCGUUGACGGCGGCUGCGGCGGCCGCGUCCGCUGCCAGCAGUGAUAUGGCCGACAGCACCACUCCGCCGCCACCGCCAUCGUCGAUGGGCGGUGCAAGUGGGUCGACGGGGUCGUGCGGGGGAGCAUCGUCCGGAUCGAUCAACACCGGAAAUUUACUGGCGGCGGCUGCAGCCGUAGCUGCCGCUGCGGCCAGUGGAGGCGAUUACAUUGGGCUGACCGGUGGGCACCACCCACACGAAAAGAAGCCACCCAAUUCGAUUCGAGCGCAAAUCGAAAUCAUCCCCUGCAAAGUGUGCGGUGACAAAUCGUCCGGCGUCCAUUACGGUGUGAUAACCUGCGAGGGAUGCAAGGGCUUCUUCCGGCGCUCGCAGAGCUCCGUCGUCAACUACCAGUGCCCCCGGAACAAGCAGUGCGUCGUCGAUCGAGUCAACCGGAAUCGGUGUCAGUACUGUCGACUGCAAAAGUGCCUAAAGCUGGGAAUGAGUCGUGACGCGGUCAAAUUCGGUCGAAUGUCGAAGAAGCAGCGGGAAAAGGUCGAAGACGAGGUACGGUUUCAUCGAGCCCAGAUGCGUGCCCAGAGCGAUGCGGCGCCCGACAGUUCAGUGUUCGACACCCAGACGCCCUCGAGUAGUGACCAGCUCCAUCACAGUUACAACGGAUAUGCGUACAACAGUGAAGUGGGUUAUGGCAGUCCCUAUGGCUAUUCGACGUCGGUCACUCCUCAACAGACGAUGGGCUACGACAUCUCGGCAGAUUACGUGGAUAGUACAACAACUUAUGAACCUAGAAGUACGAUAAUAGACUCAGAUUUCAUAAGUGGACACAACAAGGACGGCUCACCAAACCAUCGAGCAAUAACGCUGAACGAUAUUCGUUUGGCACGAGUUCAACAGACUGCAACGACCACCACUAAUAGCAACAAUAGCGCCGGUGGAGGUGGUGGUCAACAGCCGCAACCACAACAACAACCAGGUCAACAGCAGCAACAAUUGACCCAACAACAGCAGCAGCAGAAUCCAAAUCAGCAAACAGCAAUAACAACGCUUCCGAAUGCAACCUCCGGCGCCGCUAACAACAACAACAACAACAACAACAACAGCACAAAUAGUACAAUUAUCACCAUCAAGCAGGAGCAGCUUACGGGCGUCGAUAGCCUCGUGGGAAGCUUCGUAGACUCGACGACCUUCCUGCCCUCGCCGAACAGCCAACAGCAGAUGGUCAAUCCCAAUCUGCUACCCUCUGCUGUCACGACCGGUCCCGCCGGUUUGGCACAAACCGUUGUUUCCGGUUCAGAAGUCACACCAGGUAACAGCAUAAGACGUAGCGACUGCUGCCAGCAGAACCCGGUGUCCUCGGUUGGCAACGGUACCAACGGAGGGGCCGAUGGUAUCGGGGUGCCCCACUCGCACCAUCCAGCCAGCCAGAAUACACCGGUUUCGUUCGGCGAGGACGACAGCUCCUGCGAUUCGCACACCAAAUGGGCCGAAGGCGACAUCAAUGACGUGUUGAUAAAGACCCUUGCGGAAGCGCAUGCCAAUACCAACCACAAACUGGAUGUUGUGCAUGAAAUGUUCCGGAAGUCACAGGACGUCACCCGCAUUCUGUACUACAAGAACAUGAGCCAAGAGGAACUGUGGUUGGACUGCGCGGAGAAGCUGACGGCAAUGAUUCAGCAAAUCAUCGAGUUCGCCAAACUGAUACCGGGCUUCAUGCGGUUAAGUCAAGACGACCAGAUUCUCCUGCUCAAGACGGGCUCGUUCGAGCUGGCUAUCGUCCGCAUGUCUCGACUGAUGGAUCUCUCAACUAACUCCGUCCUGUACGGGGACAUCAUGCUACCGCAGGAGGUGUUCUACACGUCCGACUCGUUCGAGAUGAAACUGGUGGCGUGCAUAUUCGAAACUGCGAAGAGCAUCGCCGAGCUGAAGCUGACGGAGACGGAACUGGCACUGUACCAGAGUUUGGUGUUGCUUUGGCCUGAACGAAACGGCGUCCGAGGUAAUACGGAAAUUCAGCGAUUGUUCGAGAUGAGCAUGUCGGCCAUACGGCAGGAGAUCGAGGCGAACCACGCGCCGCUCAAGGGUGACGUGACGGUGCUGGAGAUUCUGCUGAAUAAAAUCCCAACCUUCCGUGAACUGUCGAUCAUGCACAUGGAAGCGCUGCAAAAGUUCAAGCAAGACCACCCGCAGUACGUUUUCCCCGCGCUGUAUAAGGAGCUAUUCUCGAUCGACUCCCAGCAAGAUCUAAUGACAUAACAGG